Messenger RNA from Selaginella moellendorffii, 2324 nucleotides. RefSeq lists its product as uncharacterized. The coding region runs from base 43 to 897 and encodes 284 amino acids. NCBI's taxonomy places the organism in Eukaryota, Viridiplantae, Streptophyta, Lycopodiopsida, Selaginellales, Selaginellaceae. The transcript has 18 exons. The record is from RefSeq and is a predicted model, not a curated record.
CCUUUAAGAGAACGAGAUUCUAGGGUUUAGGAGAUUUCCACGAUGAGGCCGCAGCGGCAAGCGCGAUCCAGGAUUUCCUACGCCGAGAGCGUCUCUGACGACGACGAUGAAGAUUUCUCGGCGCUGCCCGUGAGAACCAGCGCAAGGCGGCGGCCGGAGCGUGAGAGCAGAAGCUCGGCAGCAGCAGCAGCAGCAGCAGCACACAAGAAGAAGAAGGCGAGGCCAAAUCCAAAGGAACGGGCAGAGGCAAUGCAGCUUGAGAGGGCCAUCAGAGAGUCACUCAAUGAUGUAGCGGUGGCCUCAGAGAUCUCGACGGCCAGUUUUGUUUCUUCGUCGCCCACAAAUCCAUCCAUUGCGUUCCAGUGCUUGCUCGAUGUUACUUACGAAGAAGGUCGCUCAAGAGCUUUUGAGCUACAAGAAUCUGGCGAGGCAGCUGAUGCAGGAGACCGCUCGAAACAGUACGAGCCAAGUGGUGCAGGAAAUCUCACGAAACAGCCACAGCCGGCUGAUGUAGAUGAUCUUGCGAAAGUGCAAGAGCCAACUAUGGAAGAGGAUAUGGUUCACGAAGAAGAUCGAGCGACGCAUCAAGAAGUAGAAGAUAUGCCAGACAGCACCAAACGUAGAGGCGAAAAGGAAGAGCAAGGGAACGGCACGAAUGCUAGCAGACACGCUUCUCCGAAGAGAAUUAAAAAGCGGAGAAUGAAUGAAGGAGAAGAUGUAAGUGCUUCUUUUGGAGUAGGCGAAACCGCAAAAGUGAAGAAGCCUGAAUGUUCCUCUGCAACUCCGGACGAGCUCCUGCCUCCAGUACAAUCCUCGACCACUCUAUCACAGCGAAGAGUAGUGGGAUUGUCCAGACGUUUCAGGCCACCGUCAUUACACCCUUACUUGAACAGUUGAGCAGCGCAUCCUUUUCUAUCUUUAGAGGAUAUCAAAGUGGUUCGUUGAGGAUAUUGGAAGUUUUCCACCAAAACUGAGACGGAGAAAUUCGCCAUGUUUAGUCGAGCUCAUCACGAAAAGCUAAGUAGCGGUUUCCUCGAGUAAUAGAAUAUCUUAUCAUAGAGCGUUUUUUUAUCCCUCCUUUAAACUUGAAGAUUCAUGUACCAGGGGGCUUUCUCAGUCUAGUAUAGGCAACUCAGGAAAUACUAUUCGCAUUUCAGUCUGGUUACAGGUGCGUUGGCAAAGCCAUAGCUCUUGCUUUAGGUGCUGUCGGUGCCAAAGAAGUUUGCGUUCGUGGAGGAAUCGUCAACGUAACGCACGCAGCCGACGGUGAGGGGCAGCAAAGGCGUUAAGAUGCGUUACAAAGUCAUGUAGGAACUGGUAGAUGACAUGAGGAGGGUCUCUUGAAGCCCAUCCAGGAGGAAAAUCCAAUUGGAAAUUGGAGGUUCGAGCGGUUUUCACGAGUGGAAGUGGACGAGUGGCGUUAUGCAUGGUGACGGAAGGAAAGCUGACCAAAGGCUACAAGCGAGGGAAGAAAAGCGUGCACACUGGGAGCUUGAGCUCGCUUCGACGGGUAAAAGAUGUAGCCAAAGAGGUUUUGGAAUGUUGUCGAUGGGUUCAACGAGUGGCAAGAAGGCGACACCAUACAGGCAUGGAGAAGCAAAGAACUGGCGAGGACGCGCCCGCGACUCUCUAGCCAGCGAGAAGAAACGCUCAAAAUCAUAAAGGUCGAAAACCUGGAGAAGACUCUAAUCAACUGCUCGAUGUCGUCCACAGCCAGUGCCAAAUCGGUAAAGAACAUUCUCAUUGCAAGAUCGGCUAUGUCGUCGAUGCGGUCCAGCCUGCGAAGACUGUUAACGCGAGAGCCAAAAUAUCCCACUAAUGCGCCAGCUCCCUGCCGUCUUCUCCCGCGCGUAGGCACCAAGAACAGCCACAAAGAUUCUCGCGUCCUUGAUCCAGCAUGAUGGAGAAAAGUUCCAGUGCCAAAUCCUUUUCUCCACUCCGAGAACUUUCCGUUGUCGGUGUAACUGGAAAAUCUGGGCAUGAUUCCGAGAGCAGGCCACAACUCUGAGAUUGCGUGAGCAGCUGGCGAUUGCGGAGAUUGCAUUGUGAUUCCACAGGUUUUGUCAGUGAAUGCCGCCAAGAACUCAACAGAGCUGGUUGCCAGGCUCACACUGCGCAGACCAAGCGCACCACACCGCAGGGAAUGAAGCGCCGGCGAUUCUCACAGCAUUGUGUUCGUGGUUUGCUGUGAGCAAUAGGAUGCUCGCCGAUUAUUUGGAAACAAAAAGUAUUUCCACCAAGUCACUAGGCACUUUGUUUAAUGCUUUUAUUCAGACGUAUUGGAUUCUUUUGAAUAAGAAAGGUAAAAAUUGUUUGUGGAAAAA